GCCUCGCCUCAGCUCCACCGUCGCUGCCGCCGCCGCCUCACCGCGGCCCCCGCCGCCGCCAAGACGCCGCGGGCCGUGCUCCGAGUGAAGAAUGGGGCGGCCAAACUGGCCAAGCCGCCGGCGGCGGCGGGCGAGGCCCCCGGCGGCGCCCCCGGACCCGGGCUCUUCAUGGAGCGGUCGCAGAGCCGCCUCAGCCUCUCCGCCUCCUUCGAGGCCCUGGCCAUCUACUUCCCCUGCAUGAACAGCUUCGACGAGGAGGACGCGGAUGGGGAUGGUCGGAGACUGAAAGGAGCCAUCCAAAGGAGCACAGAAACUGGGCUGGCUGUGGAAAUGCCCAGCCGGACCGUCCGUCAAGCCAGCCAUGAGUCCAUUGAGGACAGCAUGAACAGCUAUGGAUCAGAGGGAAACUUGAAUUUCAGUGGAGUCCAUCUGGCAUCUGCUGGGCAGUUUAGUGACUUCCUGGGGAGCAUGGGCCCUGCACAAUUUGUUGGGCGUCAGACCUUGGCCACCACCUCGAUGGGGGAUGUGGAAAUUGGCUUGCAAGAGCGAAAUGGGCAGCUAGAAGUGGAUAUCAUUCAGGCUCGAGGACUGACACCAAAGCCCGGCUCCAAAACACUGCCAGCUGCUUACAUCAAAGCUUACCUGCUAGAGAAUGGCGUGUGCAUUGCGAAAAAGAAGACAAAAGUGGCUCGCAAAUCAUUAGAUCCUUUGUACAAUCAGGUGUUACUGUUUGCUGAGAGCCCACAGGGCAAAGUAUUACAGGUGAUAGUGUGGGGAAACUACGGACGGAUGGAACGCAAGCACUUCAUGGGAGUCGCCAGGGUCCUCCUGGAAGAACUGGAUUUGUCCACUUUAGCAAUUGGCUGGUACAAGCUCUUCCCAACCUCCUCGAUGGUGGAUCCCACUACGGGCCCGCUCCUGCGUCAGUCCUCGCAGCUUUCCCUGGAGAGCACAGUGGGACCCUGCUGUGACAGGUCUUAGUGAGUGAGGAAGGGGGAACUGCUUUUGUUUUUUAAACAUGCUGUCAAGGUUUUGUUUGCUGGAACUCUGACCUCAAGCGCAAUGCAUGUUCAAUCAGUUCUUGUGGAGCUGGAAGAGGAGGAUAAACCAGUGACCUUAGACAGAAGACGAGGGGGAGGGCGCUCUGCCCUCUCCAUCCGAGGAGGAGGUGCCGUGGGGCAUGAGUCCUAGUUGUCAAAUUAGACAUACACCUCUUGUUUCACUUCUCUCGCUGUCAUUCUUGGACCUUUGUUUCAGAUCAGUAUUAACCCUGGAAAGUUGCAGCGUUUGAAAGAAUUUGGGGGGAGUAAGGAAGGAAUUUUUCAUGACCGGGCGUCUUAGAAAUUUCUAAGAUGGAUUCUUUCACGAGAAAGUACCUGACAAAUUCAGAGGCUGAUAUCUGACCUAAAAAGAGCAGGAGCAGAAAGUUUAAGAGGAAGCGUUAGGAUUUUAUAAGGCCUUUCUUCUUGAAAGGCAAAAAAAGAAAGAAACCUGCAACUCUUUCUUUAGAACCAGUUCCCCAUCGCUGAGUCACGUUAACUGUAACGGUGUCGUUGCUGUGUUUUCAAACUGUGCCAAAUUACCAGCAAGUGUCUUUCCUGCAUUACUUGUCUAACACUGCUGAUGAAGCAGACUUGGUGGGAGAAUGAGUAGCGCCUACUUAGACCAGACAGUUUGAACAGAGUUUGGGUUUAGCUGGCUAAUUAACUGCAAUUUUGCUCAGUUAAAAAAAAAACACACAAAAAACAAAAACCCAACCACUAGAAGUGGGAGCUGAACAUCAGACUUGCAGCUUGAGAUAUGUUUUGUAUUGUCAGAUACAACGUUCUGCAAUUUACUGACUCCCUUCCUUGUCGCUGUGCAUCCUUCAGUCACAGUGUCUUCUGUCCCCUGCUUUUUCUUCCAUCUCCUUUGUACUGGUACAUAUCUGCUGGAGAUGCUGUCCUUCCCAGUGUGCUAUGGACUGACCUGAAACAGGACUGUUUGAUUCUGCCACGGGAGAGGAGAUUGAGGUUUCUGGGGGUGCAGAAGAAAGAAACCUCAGUUUGUCAUCUGAGGGGAAGGUGUUGGGGAACGUGUCACCUUCCUGGUGGGGAGAAGGGUGCUUUAGGCAGUCCCGGCAGUCCACAAACAUUGUCAAGUGUCCUGCAAGAGGAGAUGCGAUCCCCAAAGUCUGGAGAGGUGGUGGGUGAGGAAUGUGAAGAAGCAGUGGUCACAGCAUGUAUAUUUUGUUAAUUAAAGUGCAACGCUAGUUGUAAACGAGUCGUGUAGAUGGAGCCAGCAAAGCACAUUCUCUGGGCUGCUGAGCUGCCCUGGCUGUUGGCAGCAGAGUCACGUGCUGGAGUAAGUGUGCUAGAUCCUUCAGACAAUUAAAAGCAUAUUAUCCAAAAUCACAGAGAAUCUCCAAAGAUUUUCUGUUGAUAAGACCUCUUUUGGCUAGGUUUUGUCUUAGUUCCUGGUGAGGAUUUGAUGACUGCUGUCUCAGAAGAGGCUUUUGGAGAUGUUUUACUUCGUGAUUUAAAAGUGAAGGUCCCAUGUCACGUUUAGGAAUGAGCAGAUUUGUGACCUGUGGUAGAGGCAUUCUGAACAUUUAUUUCUGCAUGUGGACCUCAGCUUCGUUAGAAUAAAAGCAUGAGCGUUGAGUGGAUGGUAAAAGCAGUUGCUUUUGGUCCUAGCUUGUCUAUGGCAUUUUAAAUUAUUUUGAGAUAAAUUACAGGAUAGAUGCAAAAAUAAUAGGCCUUACAAUAAUCUCUGUAAAAAAAUUAUAUAAUAUAAAGGAGAGGGAAGGAGGAUAAGGGACAUAGAAUGAAUAGUUUUUUGAGUCUUCAGUGGCAAAAGCCUCAACAUUUCAAAGAAAUCUCUUAAUUUCCUUGAUCAACUACGUCUCUGGCCUCUCACUAAUUAUUUUUUCUAAUCGUAUUAGACAAUUUCUAUAUAUUAGCUAAAGAAAGUUUGUUGCAUGCUGGUCAAACUAUGUUGUGGCUCUCUCUUUUAUUUUUAUUUUUAAAAAAAAAAAAGCACAUUUACUUGUAAUUCAAGUCAGCAUCUUUUCCUCUUGGUAUGUAGUGAGUACUAGGCAAUAUUGUAUAAUAUGUGUAUGAACUAGAAUAGAUUAGGUAGAUUUAGUGGUUUGUAGCACUGGAUCUUUUAAUAACUAUGUCUUUCAAAGGACCGUGGGGAGCUCCGGGUACAUCCCAGACCUGGCAGCUGAGUGACAGAGCUUCUGUCUUUAAGUUAUGCUGAAACCUUUCUGUUGGUACUCAGUUUGGACAUUAUCUAUCAGUAAUAGCAAGUUAAUCACGGUUUUCUGGGGCCAACAAGAUGAAUGCAACAUUUUUGCAGUCUUGAAUGGGGUGCAGGAGACUAUAUAGGCCAAAAAUAUUCCCCCCCAAAGCCUUUGUUUAAUGGCUGUGCGUUGAACAGCUCGGUUCCUGUUCUCCUGGCAAAUGUCUCUAGAUCCUACCCCUCCAAAAGCUCUGCAAGCUCCAUGAUGAUCAGUUUAGUUACUUAACGCUGAGGACUAUCUUCCGUAUGUUUUUAAUCACGCUAAAAGGUCACUGUCAGGGUAAAAAAAAA
Messenger RNA from Calidris pugnax (ruff), 3576 nucleotides. It is a transcript of the gene RIMS4, whose product is annotated as regulating synaptic membrane exocytosis 4. NCBI's taxonomy places the organism in Eukaryota, Metazoa, Chordata, Aves, Charadriiformes, Scolopacidae. The record is from RefSeq and is a predicted model, not a curated record. Gene Ontology annotation, molecular function: transmembrane transporter binding; small GTPase binding. Gene Ontology annotation, biological process: calcium ion-regulated exocytosis of neurotransmitter; positive regulation of synaptic transmission; regulation of synaptic plasticity. Bases 169 to 981 code for a protein of 270 amino acids. The transcript is spliced from 6 exons. Gene Ontology annotation, cellular component: cytoskeleton of presynaptic active zone; presynaptic membrane.